Messenger RNA from Plasmodium reichenowi, 7092 nucleotides. Its product is annotated as histone deacetylase, putative. Bases 1 to 7092 code for a protein of 2363 amino acids. NCBI's taxonomy places the organism in Eukaryota, Apicomplexa, Aconoidasida, Haemosporida, Plasmodiidae. The transcript is spliced from 2 exons. The record is from RefSeq and is a predicted model, not a curated record.
AUGGAUAUCGUUAAAGAUAAAAGGAAUAUUCGUUAUGAAUACGAAUUAGAUAAAAUAAAAAAGAAGAAGAAGGAUAACCUUUUAAUUUUGAAUAUAUUGUAUAAUAAGAUAAAUUAUAUAUGUUAUAUAUUAAAAAGCAAUUAUAGAGAUAUAUUGAAUGAUAUAAACUUUGAGAAUAGGACAGCUAUAGAAAUAUGUUUAUAUUAUUGUAAAUCAUAUGUAUUAUUUUUAUUAUUAUUUUAUCCAUAUUUGCAUAAUUAUAUAAGAAUUUUAAAAAAUAAUGAUUUACGAUUAUAUAAAAAUUUUUAUAAGUAUAUAUUAAAAAGACGGAAUAAUUUCCAUAUCUUAUUAUUAAAAUAUAGAAUACUUGAGUGUAUGAAAUUAAAAGAUAAGAAUGUUCAUGAUUUAAAUAGUAUUAGCUACAUGGACGUGUAUAAUAUAAAUAGAUAUAUGAAUGAUGAAGAUGGUGUAGAGAUAUAUGAUUAUUUACCUAAAUAUUCGUAUAAAAAUAAUAAUAUGAAUAAUUUACUAUUAUUAAAUGUAUAUUUUAAGGAUAUCAUGUCUAAGAACAAUUUCAUAUGUAUUCUUUUUUCAAGAAUAUAUAUAAAAAAAUAUCAUAAAAAAAUAUUCCGUAUACUUUUGCUUAUACUCUUUUAUUUUUCCUUACCUACUUUUCCUUUCUCUAAAAAAUUCUUUAUCACAUAUCAUAAUUGGAGGGUUACAAAAAAAAAUGAAAUUAAAGAUGAAAAUAAGGAGAACGACACAAAUACAAGAAGAAAAAAUAACAAUACUUAUGAUAAUAUUUACCCAAAUAUAUUAAAUGAUAAGGAUGAAGAAAAAUUGAUUGAGGAUAAUAAGAAUAUAUCUAAAAAUAAUGUUAACGUACAAGAUGUAGAACAGGGCGUAGUUUAUGGUACAGAAGAAAUAUUAAACAAUGAGAAUAAAAGAAUGGGUGGUAUGCAAGCCAAGAAUAUAAACAAGAAAAAAGGUACAGAAAAAAAAAAAGAUAUGGAUGAGAACUUAUCUUUUUAUUGUAGAAGAAAAUAUUUCGUUACACCUUUCUUUGAACAUAUUAAUAUUCCUACAAUACAUAUUAAUGACUAUUUCUCUAAUCGUAAGAAAAUUUUUAAAAGACCGGAAUUUAAGGUUGUUAAUAAAAAGAAGGAAAAAAAAAAGAAAGACAAUACAAAUAAAGACAAUACAAAUAAAGACAAUACAAAUAAAGACAAUACAAAUAAAAACAAUACAAAUAAAAACAAUACAAAUAAAGACAAUACAAAUAAAAACAAUACAAAUAAAAAUGACAGUAAUUAUGAUAAUAAUAGAGAUCAUUAUAAUAAAUCCAGAACAUAUGAAGAGAACAAUAUGUAUAAUUCAGAUAGUAGCAGCAGCGUGUCGAGCAACUUAAGUGAUGAUAUUCUUUCCGAUGUCGAAGAUGAAAAUAUGCUGAAAGAAUUAUUCAAAAACGAAAAUAAGAUAUAUUCAAAGGAAGAGAGUAAAAUGAAUGAUAAUGAAAAAGAAAGAAAUAGAAACAAUUUAAUGAAAGAGAAGAAAUAUUUAUUAAAUGAAAAAUUGAAAGAUAUGGAUAGUAAUUAUUCUAGAUCUACUUUAAAAGAUUUGAAGAACGAUUUUUUCCAAAUGAACAUAAAAGAAUAUGAUUUGUAUGAUGAUAAUAAUAUAAUAAGAAGAAUAUAUAAAAAAGAGAAUAAUAUUAUAGAUAGCUUUAAAUUAAAGAAAGAACCAUUUGUUAGCGAAUUAUGGAUUAAUGUAAUAAACUUUAAUGAGGUGGAUGAUAAUAAAAAUACAUUGAUACAUAAGGCUUGUCUUGUAGGUAAUCUGAAUAUUAUAUAUAUUUUAUUAUAUUUAAAUGUAGAUCUUUUUAUAUAUAAUUAUAAGAAUGAAUUACCGAUACAUUGUACAAUUUAUAAUUGCGAUAAAUAUAUUUUUCUAUUACUUUUACAUAAUACAAUUGAAUGCAUAUUUUAUGUAUUAUUGGAAGAAUAUACAAAAUGGAAGAAAAAUAAUAAGAUGUUAAAUAAAAAGACAAAAAGCGAAAAAAUGAAAAUUAAAAAUAGAAAAAAUAAAUUGAAAAAAAAAAAAAAAAAUAAAAAAAAAAAAAAAAAAAAAAAAAAAAAAAAAAAAAAAAUAAAUAAAAGCAGAAUGCAUAAAAUGAGAAUAAAUAAAAAUAAAAUAAAUAAAAAUAAAAUAAAUAAAAAUAAAAUAAAUAACAACAAUAAGAAGAAGAAUAACAACAAAAACAACAAAAAUAACAAAAACAACAACAAAAAGAGCAAUCAAAAUGUACAAAAUGUACAAAAUGUACAAAAUGCACAAAAUGUACAAAAUGUACAAAAUGUACAAAAUGUACAAAAUGCACAAAAUGUACAAAAUGCACAAAAUGUACAAAAUGUACAAAAUGCACAAAAUGUACAAAAUGCACAAAAUGUACAUAAUAACAGCAAUGCCUUUGCUAAUGCUCAUGGAAUAGAGAAAAAUUUUAAUUUUCAAAAAAAUGAAGAAAAUAAAAUCUCGUCUUCUAUAUUUCUCACACAGGGGAAGGAAGAACAUAAAUUAUUUAUGGACGGUACCAAUAUGUAUGAAGAAAAUAACAUUGGCUCAUUUAAUACAAGCGAAAAACAUGACGAGAAUAAUGAGAUAGAAAAAGAAAUGUAUAAAAAAAGAGAAAUGUAUAAAAAAUAUGUUAAAAAUGGGAAAUUCUUUUAUUAUAAAGUCAUAAAUUGCAAAUUCCUUUAUAAUGUAAUACAAUUAUAUUUAAGUGUUAUUGUUAAAAUAAUUGAAUUAGGGAAUUUUGAAUUUUUAAAAAUACUUUUUAAUUAUAAUAGUUCUAUAUUUUCGUAUAUCUUCUUAAAUAAAAAUAUGUUUUCUUUUUUAUGUUCAACAGCUUGUAUGUACAAUUGUUUGAAUGCUUUUAUUUUUUAUUGUGAUAAUAUUAUAAAGUGGUCUGUAUUUGAAAAAUAUGUGGAGGAGCAAAAACUCAAAUUUUCAGAAAGAACAAAGAAAAGGAAAAAUGUAUCGGCAUAUGGAACGAAUAAUAAUGAUGAAUACCAAUAUGGUUUUUAUGAUAUGAAUGAGGUUGAUAUUAAUAAUGAGAAGAAAAGAAACGAAUUCCAAAAUAAUAAUCUUUUUCAAACUGGUCCUUGUACUAACAUAAAAAAGAAUAAAACCAAUUGGGACACAUCUACAGGUACUCCUUUUUUUAUAAAUACUUAUGAAAAAAUUGAAAAUGUACAUCAAGAGGAUUAUUUUAAUGUCUUGAAGAGCGCACCUUAUAUAAUUAACAACACAAGGAUGAGUGGCAUUGACAACAAUAUGGGUGGUGAGAACAAUAUAGGUGGUGAGAACAUUAUAAGUGGUGAUAACAAUAUGGGUGGUGAGAACAAUUUAAGUGGUGAGAACAAUUUAAGUGGUGAUAGCAUUAUAAGUGGUGAUAGCAUUAUAAGUGGUGAUAGCAUUAUAAGUGGUGAUAGCAUUAUAAGUGAUGAGAACAAUAUAAGUGGUGAGAACAUUAUAAUUAAUCAGAACAGUAUAUGUUAUCCGAACAGUAUAUGUUAUCAGAACAGUAUGUAUAAUCAGAACAAUAUGUAUAAUCAGAACAAUAUGUAUAAUCAGAACAAUAUGUAUAAUCAGAACAAUAUGUAUAAUCAGAACAAUAUGUAUAAUCAGAACAAUGUGUAUAAUCAGAACAAUGUGCAUAAUCAGAACAAUGUGCAUAAUCAGAACAAUGUGCAUAAUCAGAACAAUGUGCAUAAUCAGAACAAUGUGCAUAAUCAGAACCAUAUGUAUAAUCAGAACAAUGUGUAUUAUGAGAAGGAUAUAUAUAAUGUUAAUAAUUACAACCUUUGUAAUAAUAUGCUUUAUCAUUACUUCAUGAAUAACAAUACUGUAAAUCAUAGAUUCCUUAAUAUAUCCAAUUUUAAUUUUAAUGAUCCAUUUGUAUAUUCAAUUAGUACCUGCAGAGCGAAUGAUCCAUUAGGAACGUCUUGCGAAAUAAUAUAUAAAAAAGGGAAUAGAGGUUUGAUUAAUAAUGAUAUUGUUAAAAAGUGCAUUAAUAAAAAUAAUAGCAUAAAAAUAUUUUUCUCAAAAGAAUGCUUUAAACAUAUAUUCGUUCCAGAACCAUGCGAUCAUCCAUAUGAAAGAAAUAAAUUAAAAAAUAAUAUUCCAGAAAAUUCUACAAGAUUAGAUGUACUAAUAUCUAAUAAACAUGGUAUCUUAAAUAUAAAUACGUUUGCUAAAUUUAAAGUUAAAUGUGUUGAUAGGAAAGCGACAGUGAAUGAUAUAUUAAGAGUACAUGAUGUUUCGUAUUUAAAAUUUAUCAUAAAUAAAAUGAAGAAUUUUAAAAUGUCAGAUGAUGAUCUUAUGUAUUUCGAUGAUUUCUUGACAAAAGCAAAAAAGAAAUUUAAAAAUUAUUUAUUAACAAAUAAUGAUAAUGAAAAUACAGGAAAUCAAAAUAACCCUAUACAACAGAAUGAGGCUUUACAAACAUUUCAUUUAAUUAAUAAAAAAAAUGAAAUAGAAAAAUUGAUGUUAAUUGACAUGAAUAAUAAGCUUAUGGAAAAUAGAGAUUUGUAUAUACAAAAUUAUUUAUCUAAUAUUCGUACACCUAUGCAUGCAAAUUUAAAAGAUACAACAUUACUUCCGAUGGAACUAAAGAAAAAAUUAAACGAGAAUGAUUUUAAAGAUUAUAAUGAUGAUACAGAGAAUUAUGAACCUGAAAAAUAUGUAUAUAUGGAAAAUGGUAUCAGGAUGAAUGUAUUAACAGAUGAAGGUUUAACAGAAGCAGCUAAUGUACUUUAUAUUAAUAAUAGUAUUCUUUAUAAUAAUAAUAUAUUUUUUAAUAAUAAUUUACUUUAUAAUAAUAAUAUACUUAUGAGUGAAAAGAACACGGGAUAUACUUUUUUUUUUGAUAAUGAACAUAUUGAUAGUAUAAAUAAAUCAGGAACGAAUUUAAAUAUACAAGACAAAAUAUCAAGCUAUAAUAUUAAUAUGAGGGAAAAAGAUGCUAAUUUAAAAAAUAAAAAAUGGAAUAAUGAUAAAAUAGAAAAAUUAUUGUUAGUAGAUAAUGAUACCUUUGUUAAUAAAUAUUCUUUUAAUUGUGCUCUUAGUGCUAGUGGAGUUGUUUUGAAAGCAGUAGAUUAUGUACAUAAACAAAAGAAAAUCGUCAAUUGUGGAUAUGAAAAAUUGAAAAAAUGCAAAAAAUGUAAGAAAUGUAAGAAAUGUAAGAAAUGGAAAAAAUGGAAAAACUGCAAAAAAUGUAAAGAAUGUGAAGAAUGUAAAAAAUACAGAAUACAAAACAAUAGUAUCCUUCCAAAUAAUAGGAAGAAAAUAUUUUGUGUUGUACGUCCGCCUGGUCAUCAUUUAGGUACAUUUGGUGCUGCUCAAUUUAAUUUAACUGAUGAGGAUGUUGCUGCAGGUAGCCAAGGUUUUUGUAUAUUAAACAAUGUAGCUGUUGGUCUAGCUUAUGCAAAAUAUACUUAUGAAAAAUUUGAACGUAUUGCGAUUAUAGAUUUUGAUGUUCAUCAUGGUAAUGGUACAGAACAAAUUAUAAGAAAUUUAGGAUUAAAAAAAUUAAGCAUAAAUGAAUAUAUAGAUAUAUAUAGUUGGAAAGGGUGGAAAGAUAAUAAUGAUAAGAAAAAUGUAUUUUUUAGUUCUGUACAUGCAUAUGAUGGAUAUUUUUAUCCAGGUACAGGAUAUGAUACGGUUGAACUAGAACCUUAUAUAAUAAAUGUUACAUUAAAAAAAAAUAUCUCUUCACUUGAAUUUCUAAAUUUAUUUCAUAAUAAUAUAUUAAUACAUCUUUAUUAUUUUAAACCAGAUUUAUUAUUUUUAUCUGCUGGAUUUGAUGGACAUCAACUCGAUUAUGUAAAUAAUGGAUUUGUAAAAAAAAACACAUCAACAUAUUUUUAUUUAACAAAACUUGUCUUAUCAUUACAAAACAAAUUGAAUUUCCCUAUCAUCAGUGUUCUGGAGGGGGGGUAUAAUACUUCAAAUGACAUGGCGUCUGUUUUUAGUCUCUCUGUGCUUGAACAUGUUUUGUCGUUUUAUUAUAACGAUAUAAGUUUUUUUAGAAAAAAAGAAAUAAAAUUAAAAGACAUGAGAAAGAAUAUUGUAAGAAUGAAAAUAUAUGAGAAUGAUUUGAAAAAAUAUAAGAAUGAUUUGAAAAGAUAUAAGAAUGAUUUGAAAUUAUUUAAGGAUGAUUUGAAAAAAAAUAAGAAUGUUUUUAAAAAUUAUAAGAAUGAUUUGAAAUUAUUUAAGAAUGAUUUUAAAAAAUAUAAGAAUGAUUUGAAAUUAUUUAAGGAUGAUUUUAAAAAAUAUAAGUAUGAUUUUAAAAAUUAUUGUGAUUUCACCAAUUGCUAUGAUUUGAACAAAUGUUUUGAUGAUUUUACUAAUUAUUAUGACGAUUUUAAUAAAUAUUAUGAUAAUUUAAAUGUUGAUGAGCAUACGAAAAAUAAGCAGACUAGUGUUCCAUCUAGUACAAACAAAAAGGACACUAGCAUAAAAACAUGUAAUACAAAUAUAAUAGAUAAUGUGAAAAAACAAAUCAAAAAGAGUGAAAAAGAAAAUAAAAAAAUUAAGGAAACGCCUACUUUAUACUUUCCAUUUAUAUGUAUAGGAAAAAAGAAAAUAUUAAAUAUGUUCGAAUGUUAUUUUUCUGUUUUUAAAGAAAAAACAAGAGAAACACAAAAUCUAAAUUUAUUGUAUAAACUAAUGGAAUAUAAUAAUUUCUUGAAAAUAUAUGAUUUAAGAAAUAUAGAUAUGAAAAAUAAAAUGCAUAAAUUUAGGCACACACAUAAAGCUGUUUUGAAAAAUCUUCUAUUAGAAAGUAAUUAUGAUUAUUCAAAAAUGAAAUGUAUAAUAUUACCAAGUAAUUGUUAUUUUUAUGAAUUAUUAAGUCAUCUUAAAAUUAAAGGAGUAAGUAUGAAAUCUAAAACACCUACAAAAUUAGAUUAUAAAUUCUUUUCAGCAAUCAACAAUCCUUACGAUUUUAAUAAACUUGAUCUUGAUAAGUUUAAAAGACACCCCAAGAAGGAUUUCGAAUUAAUAAAUUUCUGGAAUGAGGAAACCAAAUUUUAA